AGAAGCGACAGUGAAAUCUCCGUCCGAAGGCAGACACUUGUUUUGGGUUCUCUUUGUUUCUCUCGCCCUUCCUUCCUUCCCUUUUGAUAAAUGCAGCUACACCUAUAACACUUCCAAGACCCAAGCAAGCAAGCACUCUCGGUGAAGAAGCUCAACAAUGGCAAGUUCUGCUUUGUCUAACGCCUUUCUCUCUCCUACUUGCCCAAAUUCUCACUCUUCCACUUCGCAUCGUCCCAGAUGCUCAGCUCUCAGAUUUUCGAACCCGGGAUCUCUGUCUGUUGGGGCCAGCCCUCUGAGAGUGACGGCGGCUAAAAGACGAUUCACGACGUUUUGUUCUUCGGAUGCUGCAAAUGUUCCAAAAGAAGAUGAUAAACCCAUCGAAUUAAAGUAUCCAGCAUUUCCGACGGUAUUGGAUAUCAACCAGAUUCGUGACAUUUUGCCCCACAGGUUUCCGUUUCUUCUAGUUGAUAGAGUGAUCGAAUACAAUCCAGGAGUUUCUGCCGUGGCUAUAAAGAAUGUAACAAUAAAUGACAACUUUUUCCCCGGCCAUUUCCCAGAAAGGCCGAUUAUGCCUGGUGUUCUCAUGGUUGAGGCAAUGGCUCAAGUUGGUGGCUUGGUCAUGUUGCAACCUGAAGUAGGAGGUUCUCGUGAAAAUUUCUUUUUUGCUGGAAUAGACAAAGUCCGGUUUAGGAAGCCAGUGAUUGCAGGAGAUACCUUGGUUAUGAGAAUGACACUUGUUAAGCUGCAAAAGCGAUUUGGGAUAGCAAAGAUGGAAGGGAAGGCUUAUGUUGGAGGUGAAGUUGUAUGUGAGGGCGAGUUCUUGAUGGCUACUGGGAGGGGGAGCGAAUAAAUAAAGAUACACUGCCCACUAAACUUGGAUCUAAUUUUGUUGAGGCUCUUGUGCAACUCUUCGGAUUGAACCUUUCAUUUCCAUGUAUCGUCUGAAAAUUUUGUGCUUUUUAGGUAUUAUCAUGGUUGUUUAAUGCUAGAUUAUCCUUCACAUGAACAAUUGGACUAGUCUAGACAGGGUUGAUGGAAGAACAUAAUUGCACUUAACUUUCAAUUCUCUUAUUCUGAGUUACUUCAACGUA
Neltuma alba is the source of this 1091-nucleotide messenger RNA. RefSeq names its product 3-hydroxyacyl-[acyl-carrier-protein] dehydratase FabZ-like. Gene Ontology annotation, molecular function: hydro-lyase activity. The record is from RefSeq and is a predicted model, not a curated record. Lineage: Eukaryota; Viridiplantae; Streptophyta; Magnoliopsida; Fabales; Fabaceae. Bases 158 to 850 code for a protein of 230 amino acids. Gene Ontology annotation, biological process: fatty acid biosynthetic process. The transcript is spliced from 4 exons.